AUGCGUCACUGCGGCGCGACUCGGAAGCAGAGUUCGGGAAAGGAUAGUUCAAGGAGAUCCGGGACAGAGCCGGCGGGUUCGGGUCCCGUGCGCCGCCGCCGCCGCCAUGCCCGGCGUGGUGGAGCUGCCCACCUUGGACGAACUCAAAGUGGAGGAGGUGAAUGUCAAUUCUGCUGUACUAAAAGCUGCAGCCCAUCAUUAUGGUUCACAGUGUGAUAAAAUCAAUAAAAAAUUUAUGCUUUGUCGCUGGGAAGAGAAGGAUCCAAGGCGAUGUUUAAAAGAAGGGAAACUUGUCAAUGAGUGUGCUCUGCAUUUCUUCAGGAAUAUAAAGACACACUGUGCUGAGCCCUUUACUGAAUAUUGGACCUGUGUUGAUUAUUCUGAGCUUCAAGAGCUUCGUCGAUGUCGCAAGGAACAGGCAAAAUUUGAUGACUGUGUCCUGAAGAAACUGGGCUGGGUUCGUCCUGAUUUGGGAGAAUUGUCAAAGACUACAAAAGUGCACACAACUCGACCCGAACCUGAGAAUCCCUAUCAUUCUAGACCAAGACCAGAACCAAAUCCUGCGUAUGAGGGAGAUUUGAAGCCUGCAACACAUGGCAGCCGAUUAUAUUUCUGGAACUGGUAGAAGACAGACUCAAGCAACAAAUACAGAAUUAAGAAUCAUGUCCAGCUUAUCUGUAGGACCAGUGGAGUCCUUUCCAGGCAAAUAAAAAAAAGAAACCUAA
Molecule: messenger RNA, 725 nt
Organism: Sarcophilus harrisii (Tasmanian devil)
Lineage: Eukaryota; Metazoa; Chordata; Mammalia; Dasyuromorphia; Dasyuridae
Gene: NDUFA8
Product: NADH:ubiquinone oxidoreductase subunit A8
Exons: 4
Coding region: 107-625 (172 amino acids)
Biological process (GO): mitochondrial electron transport, NADH to ubiquinone
Source: RefSeq, a predicted model, not a curated record